Branchiostoma floridae (Florida lancelet) is the source of this 1713-nucleotide messenger RNA. Its product is annotated as hydroxysteroid 11-beta-dehydrogenase 1-like protein B. The coding region runs from base 70 to 711 and encodes 213 amino acids. The transcript has 4 exons. Lineage: Eukaryota; Metazoa; Chordata; Leptocardii; Amphioxiformes; Branchiostomatidae. The record is from RefSeq and is a predicted model, not a curated record.
AGGAGGCCAUCUAUGUAGCAGGAGACAUUAUUUCUGGUCCAUCCUGUAUUUGUCCAGGUUGUAGCUAAGAUGAAGGACCUGGGAGCCCAGGAGGCCAUCUAUGUAGCAGGAGACAUGGGGAAACCAGAGGACUGUGAGAGGACCAUCCAAACAGCAAGCGACAAAUUGGGUGGCCUCGACUACAUCAUACUGAACCACUGGGGGUCUUCACACAAGAGGGGCAAGUUUCCCAAAGUGUGGGACGCUGACCCGGACAUGGACUUCCUCGCUGACUACACUAACAUAAACUACCUCAGCCACGUCAGGCUCGCAUCACUGGCACUGCCUAUGUUGAAGAAGAGUCAGGGAAACAUAACCGUCGUCACCGGACUACUCGGUAAAGUUCCAAAUCCGACGUUCACGUUCUACACCGGAGCGAAGUUCGCCCUGGACGGCUUCUUCAGUUCUUUGCGGUGUGAGAUGAAGCCGCACAACGUGUCCAUCACUCUGGCCGUGCUGGGAUCUGUGGACACUGAAGGACUGAGGGGGGCCAUACAGGAUCUGGGAGAGUCAGCUCGAGAGUACUUCAUGAAGACCGUGGCACAGCCCCAAGAUACUGCCAAAGUCAUUAUCGAGGGAGCCACCUUGCGGAAAAGGGAAAUAUACCACCCGUCCUACACCAGAGCAACAUGCAUCUUACGUGCCAUCGCCCCUUCUAUUGUCGAGAAAUAAUAUAUAGGAAUACAUAACUAGAGUUCAACGACCUCAUACAUUCACUGAACCCUUACAAAUGAUCAGAUGAAAUGUCCUAAAGAUCUCUAAAGAUCUGUCAUGAGGUCCUUAUUUGCAUAAAUCACGUAGCCUCUAUCAGGCUCCACAUGUUGAAAAACAGUGGGAAUUGGCUUAAUGUACACAUAACACACCAGAGGAGAUACCCAGCCAAAAACAGUGCCAUAGGAAGCAAAGUGCUUUGGUGUGUAAUCUAUCCUUUUUUGGCAGUUCUACUGUUUUCCAUGGCCAGCAGCAUGUGAAGCCUAAUAGAGACUAAAGUUGAUGGAGUUCCCCAAUUCCCUAGGCCCUAACCAACUAAUGCAAGUUGUCACUGUCAGGUUUAUAGUUUAGAAAAUAUGAAAUGAAUACAGUUUUUUGGUAUCAUUUUAAACUGUAGUAGCUAUCUAUAGCUAUUCUCUGUUUUUAUAGCAAGGUUGGGUGAGGUAGAACAGUGUGGUAUGCUGGGUAGUGGAUACUACAGUAAGAUUUCCAUGAAGUAUAAUUGGAUAAUUGCGUAUUGAAGCGAGUGGAAGUUGUAAAGUCUUUAGAUAAGAUUAGAACUUAUCAAUCUGUUGGACUAUAAGUGCAUUUUGCAAUUCAUUUGUAGCAGGUUUAAAAUAAAAAUUACGAAACGAAGGAAUGAAUUCCCUAGAAUUUCCUUUAAGUCGGAAACUACGAAUACGUCUACCAACACAGAUUGUUAUUCAAUUCGCAAGUCAUUAUUUGAGAAAUGUUUACGCAGCUGAUUUCUGUAUACCUUGAAACACCAAUGGAGAACGUCAAACUAUGAAGAAUGUAUUUCAAUUGACUGGACACCAUCUUCGAAGUCGAAGGAUGUCAAUGAGUUCUCAUCAACCAACCACGUAUCAUAUUUGCUCACUGAAGGUCGAUAUGCAAUGAUAUGCAAUGAGUGUUACUUAACAUUACUGUGUACGUGUGUGAAAAAAAGUUCUGAAAAUUGAA